UCACAUUCUUCACCCGCCCCCCUUCCCCUUCCCCUUCAAUGUUCUAACCGUCCUAUUUUCUCAUUCAUUCUUCUUCUCGAAGCUCGCCGCUGAACUCUUCGCUCGGGACGAUCUCCGGCGGCAUCGAAAAUGGCGAAUUCACCCUUCCGCCUCCCCCUCCUCUUCCUCCUACUCGGCCUCCUCGCCGCCUCCUCCACCGCCGAGAUCAAAUCCCUCAAGAUCUCCUCCGACAACCGUCCCAUGAUUCUCUUCGAGAAAUUCGGAUUCACUCACACCGGCCAGGUCUCCAUUUCCGUCAAAUCGGUCUCUGUUACUACGUCCCUUGCUGAAACCGAUCCUUCUCGUCUUGGAUUCUUUCUCUUAUCUGAAGAAUCGCUUCUUCAAGUCCUUCUCGAGAUCCAGCAAAACCCUCAGUUUUGUGUUCUUGAUUCUGGCUACAUCCAUCGCCUCUUUACCUUCCGGGAUCUCUCUCCGCCGCCGCAGAGCUCCUUUAGCCAUUCUUACCCUGUUACUGCCCCUACUGAAUAUAGCCUUUUCUUCGCGAAUUGCGCCCCGGAAUCUUCAGUUUCUAUGGAGGUGCGAACGGAGGUUUUCAAUUUGGACCGCGAUGGUUCCAAGGACUACCUCUCCGCUGGCCUCACUCAGCUCCCUUCGCUCUAUUUUGUAUUUUCUCUUGCUUAUCUUGCCUUCUUAGGGCUUUGGAUCUACGUGGGUCUCACGAAUAAGCGCAGCGUUCACAGGAUCCACUUGUUGAUGGGCGGAUUGUUGUUGAUGAAAGCGUUGAAUCUCAUUUGUGCUGCUGAGGAUAAGCAUUACGUCAAAAUUACCGGGACGCCUCAUGGUUGGGAUGUGUUAUUUUACAUCUUUCAGUUUAUUCGGGUUGUUUUGCUUUUCACAUUGAUUGUUUUGAUCGGAACUGGGUGGUCGUUUUUGAAGCCGUUUUUGCAAGAGAAGGAGAAGAAGGUGUUGAUGAUUGUGAUCCCACUUCAAGUCUUGGCUAAUGUGGCCUCCGUUGUGAUCGGCGAAACUGGGCCAUUUAUUAAGGAUUGGGUCACUUGGAAUCGGGUUUUCUUGUUGGUGGAUAUCAUAUGUUGCUGUGCCAUAAUUUUCCCCAUUGUUUGGUCAAUUCGAUCUCUGAGAGAGACAUCGAAAACCGACGGGAAGGCUGCAAGGAAUUUGGCAAAGCUCACUCUUUUCAGGCAGUUCUACAUUGUUGUGAUUGGAUAUUUGUAUUUUACACGGAUUGUCGUUUUUGCGCUCAAGACUAUUGCAGCAUACAAGUAUCAAUGGGUGAGUAAUGCAGCUGAGGAGAUUGCUAGCCUUGUCUUUUACAUGGUGAUGUUCUAUAUGUUUAGGCCUGUGGAGAGAAAUGAAUACUUUGUUCUGGAUGAGGAAGAAGAAGAGGCUGCAGAGUUGGCUCUCAGGGACGAAGAAUUUGAGCUUUGAAAUGGGAAUUGAAGAGUAUUUUCUAGUUCUUAUUGCCAUAUUUUGCUUCUGCCAUACAACUGCAAGUGAUAUAGCUGAUUUACAAAUAGAAAUUGUUGAAGUCAGGUCUGCUGCUCAUUUUGCUGAUGUUUUUUUCCCUGUUUUGCCCUCAUUUCAACUCGUGUAGAAACUUGAAAUUGUUCUCUCCUUUUUGUUAUCCAUGUUUAUUUUUCAUGUCAUGCUAUUAGUGACUGCCACUUAUAGAGUUCGCUCAAACAUGAAAUGUUGGAAGCCUCUUUAUUAUGUUCC
This is a messenger RNA of Benincasa hispida (wax gourd), 1734 nucleotides long. RefSeq names its product protein CANDIDATE G PROTEIN-COUPLED RECEPTOR 7-like. Gene Ontology annotation, cellular component: membrane; Golgi apparatus. Gene Ontology annotation, biological process: transport. Lineage: Eukaryota; Viridiplantae; Streptophyta; Magnoliopsida; Cucurbitales; Cucurbitaceae. The record is from RefSeq and is a predicted model, not a curated record.